AUGGAUAAUGAACAAUUUAUUACGUUAGUGGAGAUUAAGAGGGAAAUUGAAGAUUCAGAAGAGGAUAUACCUGUUAUAGCAAAUUCAGGAAGACAAACAAAAGAAGGUAAAUCAAUACAAGAAAAUGAGAAAAUUGACAGUAUUGAAGCUAGUUAUUAUUGUGAAGUAGAAAUUGAUGUGGCAUGUGUCAAAGGAAAAUCGACCCCCAAUAAUAAGCAACUAGGGGAUGAUCAAAAUAAAGAUAAAAUAAUUCAUUCAGGUGAAAAACAGAUAAACAAAAAAGGUGGUAAGAGUUUGAAUAAUUCUAGUAAAAGAAAAAAAAAUACUGGUGAAAAGCCGUUCUCGUGUAAUGUAUGUGAUAAGACUUUCAGUCGAUCUGGUGAUAUGAAAAUACAUAACAGAAUUCAUACUGGUGAAAAGCCUUAUUCGUGUAAAGUUUGUGGCAAAAGUUUUAAUCAUUCUAGCGAUUUAAACAAGCAUACUAGAACACAUACUGGUGAAAAGCCGUAUUCGUGUAAUACAUGUGGUAAGAGUUUUAAUAAUUCUACUGCUUUGAACAGGCAUACCCUAAUACAUACGGAUAUAAAGCCUUAUUCAUGUAAUACUUGUGGCAGAAGUUUUAAUAAUUCUACUGCUAUGAAUAGGCAUAAUAGAAUACAUACUGAUGAAAAGCCGUACCCUUGUAACAUAUGUGGUAAGACUUUCAAUCAAGCUAGUGACUUAAAAAUACAUAUAAGAAUACAUACUGGUGAAAAGCCGUAUUCGUGUAAUAAAUGUACCAAGAGUUUUAAUAAUUCUACUGCAUUGUGCAGGCAUAGUAGAACACAUAAUGAAGAAAAGCCGUAUUCGUGUGAUACCUGUGGUAAGAGUUUCAAUCAAUCAAGUGAUUUGAAGAUGCAUAAAAGAAUACACACUGGUGAAAAGCCGUAUUCGUGUCAUGUGUGUGGUAAGAAUUUCAGUCGAUCUGGUUCUUUGAACAAGCAUAGAAGAAUACAUACUGGUGAAAAGCCGUAUGCGUGUAAAGUUUGUAGUAAAAGUUUCGCUAAUUUUAGUAAUAUGCUAGCACAUAGAAGAACACAUAAUUGCGAAUAGAUAUAAAGUAAUUAAGAUCGUAAAUAUUUCUUUAGUUUCAGUAUAUUAAAGGCCGUCGUCUGGUAAAGGCCUAGAUGGAAUAAAACAUGAUCUAAUGAUGGGAUUAAUCAUUACUCCACAGUACUCAAUACUGAUAUAACAUGAGUUCUGUGUGGUGAAUUAAUGAAGUAAAAUUUGUUAGCAACAUAGAGUUGCAGGCGUUUAUACCUCGCGAGCCAAUUCAAGUUUAGGCAUUUCUCUGUCACUGGUGGGGGGAGCGUGUACAUCAAUGUAAAAAAGUAACAAACAUUGCGUGAGCAUUUCAGAUUACGGAAAAAUAUUAAUCUGCCGUGUUGCAUGGUGGUUGUGGCCAUACGAAGGUGAAGACAAUAGGGAAAUUUUAUAAUAAAGAGCGUCAUCGCGACGAGAUGUACAGUGAACCCUAUUGUAGGUCCUAUUCAAAAGACUGACGAUUUGCACGUGGCCAGAAAAGUUCAAAUGCAAAAAAUACGAGGACUUUACUGCCCCAAUGGCCAUCUGUCCGUCUAUGUGCCCUGCCCACUGCCACUUCAGUUUCGCAAUCGUUUGGACUAUCUCGGUUACUUUGGUUCUCCUACGGAUCUCAUUUCUGAUUCGAUCUCGCAGGAAAACUCCGAGCAUAGCCCUCUCCAUUGCCCUCACAUUUAUAUUUUCCUUAUAUAAACUUAAUGGUAAGAAAUUAUUCAUUUAAAACUUUGUGACUUUCCAAUUUCCUCGUGUAACUCUCAAAUUGUUAGAUAAUUGAAAUGUACACUUUACUGCAUAUAAUUAGCUAUAUUUACCUCAAUCUGACGCGCUCGAGUUGUCCUAACGAUCGAUCCUUUUUGACUUAUUUCUCUUGACCUUAGACCCUAUAUACAGGGCUCAGGUAUGGUACUUGACAAGGUGUAAGUUUGCCCCUCUUCUCUUAUUCUGAAUAAAUCUCACUCGGAUAAAUGCCAAAAUCCCCGCUUGGUCUCCUCUACUAUAACGUUUGGUAAAUGGUAUGUUUAUGUCAUGACCUAUGGACAAUAUUUUGUAAGGCUUAUGACAAUUGUUAAGUUGACAUUCUCCAAUUUCGUUAUUGCAAAGUGCAAAAUAAAUAUUUGAUGAUUGAUUUUAUUGUGAAAAUUGUUGUAAAAGUGCUAUUUAGAGCUAAAUAGAAAAUUGUAAAACAUGAAAUAAAAAUUUGCAUUAAAAGCCA
Molecule: messenger RNA, 2293 nt
Organism: Leptidea sinapis
Lineage: Eukaryota; Metazoa; Arthropoda; Insecta; Lepidoptera; Pieridae
Product: zinc finger protein 239-like
Exons: 2
Coding region: 1-1092 (363 amino acids)
Biological process (GO): regulation of DNA-templated transcription
Molecular function (GO): DNA-binding transcription factor activity, RNA polymerase II-specific; RNA polymerase II cis-regulatory region sequence-specific DNA binding
Source: RefSeq, a predicted model, not a curated record